UCUGUCUUUAUCAGAACGCUGUCUACCAGUGAUGAUGUUGAAGACAGAGAAAAUGAGAAGGGUCGCCUUGAAGAAGCCUAUGAGAAAUGUGAUCGUGACCUGGAUGAACUGAUUGUGCAGCACUAUACGGAAUUGACGACCGCUAUCCGCACAUACCAGAGCAUCACAGAGCGCAUCACCAACUCCCGAAAUAAAAUAAAGCAGGUCAAAGAAAAUCUGCUUUCAUGCAAGAUGCUGCUGCACUGCAAACGGGAUGAGCUUCGCAAACUGUGGAUUGAAGGAAUUGAACAUAAGCAUGUCUUGAACCUGCUGGAUGAAAUUGAGAAUAUCAAGCAAGUGCCUCAGAAGCUGGAACAGUGCAUGGCCAGCAAGCACUAUCUCAGUGCCACCGACAUGCUGGUGUCAGCAGUCCAGUCUUUGGAGGGCCCCCUGCUCCAAGUAGAAGGACUGAGUGACCUUAGGCUGGAGCUUCACAGCAAGAAGAUGAAUCUUCACUUAGUUCUCAUAGAUGAACUGCACCGGCACCUGUACAUCAAAUCCACCAGCCGAAUUGUGCAGCGUAUCAAGGAAAAAGGGAGAAUAAGCACCCUUGUGAAAGAUGCUUCUCCUAUUCCUCUGAUUGAUGUUACAAACCUUCCUACACCUCGAAAAUUUCUUGAUACCUCUCAGUAUUCGACACCUGGAAGCUCAAGUGUGAGGGAGGUAAACCUACAGGACAUCAAAGAGGAUUUGGACUUGGAUCCAGAGGAGAACAGCACCCUUUUUAUGGGCAUCCUCAUCAAGGGGCUUGCCAAACUGAAGAAGAUCCCAGAGACAGUGAAGGCCAUCAAAGAACGUUUGGAACAGGAGCUCCAACAGAUUGUGAAGAGGUCUACAACCCAGGUGGCGGACAGUAGCUAUCAGAGAGGAGAGAACCUUACUGCGGACAACCAACCAAGGUUACUCCUGGAGCUGCUGGAGUUGCUGUUUGACAAGUUUAAUGCUGUAGCCACUGCACACUCUGUGGUCCUGGGUUACCUGCAGGACACCGUCGUGGCCCCACUGCCUCAGCAGGCAGAUGUCAAACUGUACGACAUGGCAGAUGUGUGGGUGAAGAUCCAGGAUGUCCUCCAGAUGCUGUUGACUGAGUACUUGGACAUGAAAAAUACUCGUACGGCCUCUGAACCAUCAGCUCAAUUGAGUUACGCCAGCACUGGACGGGAGUUCGCAGCCUUUUUUGCCAAGAAGAAACCUCAAAGGCCGAAAAAUUCUCUUUUCAAGUUUGAAUCGUCCUCCCACGCCAUCAGCAUGAGCGCCUACUUGCGAGAGCAGAGACGGGAGCUCUACAGUCGGAGUGGAGAACUCCAAGGUGGUCCUGAUGACAAUUUAAUUGAAGGUGGAGGAACAAAAUUUGUCUGCAAACCUGGAGCCAGAAAUAUUACUGUCAUAUUCCAUCCGCUACUAAGGUUCAUUCAGGAAGUUGAGCAUGCCUUGGGACUUGGGCCAGCCAAACAGUGUCCUCUCCGAGAGUUCCUCACUGUGUACAUCAAAAACAUCUUUCUCAACCAAGUCUUGGCUGAGAUCAACAAGGAGAUUGAAGGAGUCACGAAAACCUCGGACCCCCUGAAGAUCCUGGCCAACGCGGACACCAUGAAGGUGCUGGGCGUGCAGCGCCCUCUGCUGCAGAGCACAAUCAUUGUGGAGAAGACAGUGCAAGACCUGCUGAAUCUGAUGCAUGACCUGAGCGCGUACUCAGACCAGUUCCUCAACAUGGUGUGCGUGAAGCUCCAGGAGUAUAAGGACACCUGCACGGCGGCCUACAGGGGCAUCGUCCAGUCGGAAGAAAAACUUGUCAUCAGUGCAUCUUGGGCAAAAGAUGAUGAUAUCAGCAGACUCUUGAAAUCUCUACCCAACUGGAUCAAUAUGGCUCAGCCCAAACAGCUGAGGCCAAAGAGAGAAGAUGAAGAAGAUUUCAUAAGGGCAGCCUUUGGCAAGGAGUCAGAAGUUCUUAUUGGGAACCUGGGUGAUAAAUUAAUCCCUCCACAAGACAUCCUGCGUGACGUCAGUGACCUCAAAGCUUUGGCCAACAUGCACGAGAGCCUGGAAUGGUUAGCAGGCCGAACAAAGUCAGCCUUCUCCAAUCUUUCCACAUCCCAGAUGCUUUCUCCUGCUCAAGAUGGUCACACAAACAUGGAUCUGCCCCCGGUGUCGGAACAGAUCAUGCAGACCCUGAGUGAGCUUGCCAGAUCUUUCCAGGACAUGGCCGACCGCUGCCUGCUGGUGCUGCAUCUGGAAGUCAGGGUUCACUGUUUCCACUAUCUCAUCCCUCUUGCAAAGGAGGGGAACUAUGCCAUCGUUGCCAACGUGGAAAGUAUGGACUAUGACCCUCUGGUAGUCAAGCUCAACAAAGACAUCAGUGCCAUCGAAGAGGCCAUGAGUGCCAGCCUGCAGCAGCACAAGUUCCAGUACAUCUUUGAAGGCCUAGGACACCUGAUCUCCUGCAUCCUCAUUAAUGGUGCCCAGUACUUCCGGCGCAUCAGUGAAUCUGGCAUCAAGAAAAUGUGCAGGAACAUUUUUGUUCUUCAACAGAAUUUGACCAACAUCACCAUGUCACGGGAGGCAGACCUGGACUUUGCAAGGCAGUACUACGAGAUGCUGUACAACACGGCUGACGAGCUGCUCAACCUGGUGGUGGACCAGGGCGUGAAGUACACGGAGCUGGAGUACAUCCAUGCCCUGACCUUGCUGCACCGCAGCCAGACGGGCGUGGGAGACCAGACCACCCAGAACACGAGGCUGCAGCGGCUCAAGGAGAUCAUCUGCGAGCAGGCCGCCAUCAAGCAGGCCACCAAGGAUAAGAAGAUAACCACGGUGUAGCGGGGGAGGGAGGGGUGGUACUGCGUGGGGUCAGGGGUGGGGGGUGGUCACUUCUGGUUAUUUAGUCAAACUUAUACUUACUUUUUUCUUUGGCAUGUUAUUUGGUAUAUUCUGAGCUGACGUCGUGGAGAGAUGCUUUAGUGGAGAGAAGGUGUAAGGAUUUUUUUCCUUUUCAGUUUUGGCUUUUCAUAUACACUCCAAAGGGAGCUUGCAGUACAGAAUGUUUUGAUUUAAUAUCCACUUUGAUGAGGUCGAUUCCAAAGGGACUUGGGUGGGACCGAGAGCAAGGUUGUGUCAAUGGGACUCUGAGAAAAUAAAUGCACAAGUUACUGAUGCCCAGCAGUCUUUGGAGGCAGGCUGCUACCUAAGCCUCAGUCUUUUCCUAAAUCUGCUUCACAGGUUCUCUUGCAGGAACAGUAGGGACCUUACCCUCUUGACCUGGUCAGUUUUCAGUUCAGUGAAAUAAGUGCAUGUGCAUUGUUUUCUGUCUCAAUUGCCAAGAUCAAAUGAGUGGCUUCCCCGCUGGAUGGAGCUCUUGGCAAACUUACCUGAGCAGCACAGGAGCGCGUCUGGGCUGGGGGAGAGCCCUCUGUGUGUUUUGUUGUUGUUGUUUGUUGCGUUUUUUUUAUUUCAGAGGGGAAGGGAGAGGAAGAG
Molecule: messenger RNA, 3510 nt
Organism: Myotis davidii
Lineage: Eukaryota; Metazoa; Chordata; Mammalia; Chiroptera; Vespertilionidae
Gene: EXOC4
Product: exocyst complex component 4
Exons: 17
Biological process (GO): Golgi to plasma membrane transport; chemical synaptic transmission; exocytosis
Cellular component (GO): exocyst; synapse; growth cone membrane
Source: RefSeq, a predicted model, not a curated record